AUUCAUUGAAUUUAUUAGAAUAUAAUUAACCAAAAUUUUGUUUUCUUGGAAUUUUCUUAAAAUUAAGAAUUUAUUUGUGUAUUCGAAUAUUCCUUUAUGACUUUAUCAGAAAAGCUUAUACAAAAUGAAGUUCCAGAUUUCCUUGGGGAGGAACUUGUAUUUUGUGAUAAAUUAUGGGUCAACCGAAAGCGAAGCUUGGUAGUUCUGGCGCGCAAUUUGAAAUGUUACCAAUUUUACCAGAAACAACUUGUCAGCAGUAUAGAUUUGUCGGAAACUUGUUUAAAAAAUGUUGCUGCAAACUUGUGUGACUACAAAGGUCCAAAAAGUAAAUGGUUUAAAUUUCGGAACGAAGACUCACAUAGUAGCAUAAUGGAGUUAAAGUCUUUAUCGGAAACCUCAGAACCGCAGACCUCAAUAUAUGGCGAGGAGCACAUUACAACUGAUCUUAAAAUAUCAUUUGGAAAGUUUGUUUAUAGAAAUUUUGAAAUUUGUAAAUUAUAUUUGUUAAUACAUCUUUGGGAUAAAUUGUUGGCUAUUGCCUUGCCCGACUUCGUUUUUGUCAUGCAGUUCGAAAGUGUUCAUAAACAUCGUAUCAUACAUGGUAAAGAAAAAUUCGAUGCUAUAUUAGAAGUAAAAUUUGAAAAUGGAGACAUGAUAUACACAAAUUUUCAAGAAAAUGAAAAUAUGAAUCGCUGUUCUCUUAGCAACGGCAGUAACGAUAGAAGAAAUAUAAAGCAGCUGAUGGAGCAAGUGAGAUGUGCCAAAGCGGAACUACAGUUGUAUAAAUCAACUACACAAAAAGAAUUUGACACUUUGCGUGAUUUCCAAAGAUUUGGUUGUAACUAUAUUCGUAGCGAUCAGUUAGAAGAAAAGCCGUUUAUUGCCAGAUGUGGUGACAUUUGGUUAAGAUAUGUUUCGAACAAUAUAAUGGUUCUUGGUGUACCACUGGUCAACAAUUGCUCCGUAAAUAGCCUAAUAAUAACCAAAAACCUCAAACCAAUUUUUAAGAUGAAGGAUACUUAUGUGGACAAUAUUAUAUAUAAAUAUCGCAUAUACCAACUGAAACAAAAGUUUGAAAAUUUAGAAACUUUGGAAACUUUUUUUCAAACCGAAGAUGAGGAAUUACACACAACACCAACAAUUUGGUCGAAAUGUGAGUUGAAUCGAGUCCUGCCUUCAUCCUUUGCUGUACUUUUGAUUGCCAUACAAACUUCCCAAUUACUUUUAGUAGAGGAGUGUCCUUUACUAUUAUAUUUUGAAGUGAAAAAGGAACAUUCACAUAAAAUGAAUCAACAGGUAAAAACAAGAAUUUAUGAACAACAUCUCUUUUUGAAGAAUUUAAAUAUUAACAACAUAAUUAUGAACCGACAAAAGUAUAAUCUUUCAUUUGAGACUUCAACUUUUCAUCAGGACUUUUUGGCUACAGCAAUGAUUAACAAAGAGUCCUCACUACAUAUCCAAUUCGAAUCAAAGAAAGAUGUAUUUUUAUUUGAGCAUUUAAUGGCUAAGAAGUUCAACUUCGAUAUUAUCAAAAGAAAUACAAUUUUUAAUGAAUGUGUACAAAAUGAUGUUAAUAACCAUGAGUUUGUAGGAGAUAAAGAUUUACAUAACAAAAAAAACUAUAUUUCGUGUGUAUAUUUCAAUAAGCUUUGCACGUCAUUGUGGUUUGGAUCGAUGGCUUUAGAAAUAUCACAAACAGAUGAAAGUGAAGAUCAUAAUAAAACGUGGAAACUUUAUUUACAUAAUAACGAAAAUGCUUUUAAUUGUAUAUGCAUAUUACUAAAUGAGCUUACUAUGCUUAAUUGCAACAUAAAGAAUAUAGAGUAUUUUAUUCAAAAGAAGGGAACAAGUGAUGAAACUUUUCUUAAUAUUAAAAAUGAAAUUGUCAAUGAAUUGGAUGUAUUAAAGCAAAUAAAUGAAUGUCUCGAUGGUGGCAAAAAGAAAAUAAUUUUCGGCGAAUUAUUAAAAAAGCAAGUACGUUCAGAUUUUUUAAUGAGUGCUUGAGGCAGUUCCAUACAAAAUUUUUACAAAUAAAGAGAAUAAAAGAGCUGAACUAAUGUUUAUUACGACACAUGAAUCCUAAGCACUGUACACUUUCGAUGUUUAUAAAACUAAAUAAUGAUAUUAACAUAAUUGCAUAUAAGUUCAUAGAGUUUUAAUUUAUAAUAAACAAAAUAAAAUGUAAUUCAUCCUUA
Molecule: messenger RNA, 2195 nt
Organism: Bactrocera neohumeralis
Lineage: Eukaryota; Metazoa; Arthropoda; Insecta; Diptera; Tephritidae
Exons: 1
Coding region: 97-2004 (635 amino acids)
Source: RefSeq, a predicted model, not a curated record